This is a messenger RNA of Symbiodinium necroappetens, 225 nucleotides long. The record is from the annotation of a GenBank genome assembly. Lineage: Eukaryota; Dinophyceae; Suessiales; Symbiodiniaceae.
AUGACCGAUGCCAGGCAAGUUCAAGUCGGCGCCCCUUCCGCCGAGGCACCAGGCCGCAAUUACAACUUCGAGGAGUACAGGGGCGUCUAUCGCAGGUUGAUUAGUGACGAGACCUGGCCACAAGUACUGCGCAUUGUGGUGGUCGGACCGAUCGGCGAUGCAUUUCGUCAGACCGUAGAGGAGGCGACUCCGAAAGUGCUCGGCUGGGAUCCGCUGUCAGUGAUC